AUGGGGGAUCCAGUCCAAAUAGGGGAUAUUAAUCAAAUAGUAGAUGAUGAUGAAGUUCAAACACCACCUACUAUAAUUAAUGGAGUUCAAACACCUCCUUUUACAGCUAGUGAUUACUUGUAUUUGGAAGAUUUCAUUGAUAGAGGUCAAACACACCUUGAAGAUCAAUUUCAAGCACCAACUUUCGAGUUUGAUCUUAAUAGAACUAAUGUGGUUGAGAUUAAUCUUAAUGGACCUGAUGGGGAUGAGGGAAAUCAAGCUAAAGAUAGUGCAUGGGAUUCUCAAAACUUAUCUAAUAGUCAUGAUAGUGAUUUUUGA
This is a messenger RNA of Lactuca saligna, 318 nucleotides long. NCBI's taxonomy places the organism in Eukaryota, Viridiplantae, Streptophyta, Magnoliopsida, Asterales, Asteraceae. The record is from the annotation of a GenBank genome assembly.